AUGAUUCCCUCAUCGCCGGAUUUUCUGUCUUCCUUUGAUCCCGCUCUCCAUCUUCAUUCCGAAUCCCACAGCUACUCGCCGAACCUACCUUCCGAGUCUUUCUCCGAGGAUCUCGAGGCUAUUCAUUUUCAUCGCCUCGAGCAAACUCGAAAUAAAGUGGUGAUCCAGCACCGAGCGUGGAAUUUGUCUGAUGUUUUCCGCAGUGACGACGACAUAAAGCCUGAUACCCCGACAAAGGCCUGCCCUGCGACACCGCGCCGCAACGCGCUGAUCAAAGCCUGGGACACAGAUUUUAUACCAUCUUCUCCUCCGGUGUCAAUUAUGCCGUUCAUGACAACACCGGGGUCUGCCAUCCUGGGAGACUCGGACGCCAAUGCGCAGAAGCGCAAAAUCGCCGAUACCGAGGAGAACGCAUCUCAGACAGAACUCAAAAGGCCCAAAUUUGUCGGUGGUUUUGUCGACGAGGAUGACGAGGAUGAAGACGAUGAGGUAGCAGCGAUGCGGGAUGAGCAUUUGAAGAGUCAAUUCGAGCUGCAAGAGAACACCCAGCCGGCACUAUUCAAUGCUUUGCCUUUGCGGAAUGAAUCACUCAAUUUGACACCUGUUGCUCUACAAAUGGGAGACAGUUCCGGAGCCACGGACAUUCCGCAGCCUGAAGUCACGUCAGAGACCUCCGCCGAGCCGACCAAGUUUCAGAUUAAGACCUGCAACGGCAAAACGCACCAUGCGCCUCUUCGAACCACGGCGGUUCCCAUUUCAUAUGAGCAGAUGAUUGCCAGCCGAUCAGAGACCGAUCCUGGGCGGGCGAAACGCAGCUACUACGGCAUCGAGAUUCACAAGUUGAUGGAUGAGGCUGCGAAAGAAACGAAAGCGGCCAGAGAAGCACCACGACCCUCUCUCCCCGUGGAGAAAUCUAUUGAAGCUGCAGAAGUGAAUGCAAAGCAGAAGAAAUUGGAUUCCAUGAUGUGGACGGAGAAAUACCGCGCCCGCAAAUUCACAGACCUGAUCGGUGACGAGCGCACACAUCGUGCGGUUCUUCGUUGGCUGAAAGGAUGGGAGCCGAUCGUCUUUCCGGGCUUGGCUAGGUCGAAUAAGGUCAAGAAGACUGGCCAAGAUGGAGAAGACGAGGAGCGCAUGCACCGCAAGGUGCUCCUCCUGAGCGGGCCGCCGGGGCUUGGCAAGACAACGUUAGCCCACGUGUGUGCAAAGCAGGCCGGAUAUGAGGUUCUUGAGAUCAACGCCAGUGACGAACGCAGCAGAGAUGUAGUCAAAGGCAGAAUUCGCGAUGCUUUGGGCACGGAAAACGUCAAAGGCGCUAAUGUGGAGGUUGGCGAAAAUAAAGUCCGCCGUGCUGCCAGGCCAGUAUGUGUUGUGGUGGACGAAGUUGAUGGCGUCGUUGGGGGCGCUGGCAGCGGUGGAGAAGGAGGUUUUAUGAAAGCAUUGAUUGAUUUGGUCAUGCUCGAUCAACGAAACGCUCGGUAUGCCGCGGAAAACGGUGGCAAGUCGACCAAGAAGCGCAAAGGCGAUACCUUUCGCUUUCUUCGACCAUUGAUCUUGGUUUGCAAUGAUCUCUAUCAUCCUAGUCUUCGUCCGUUGCGCGCAUCAACUAUUGCGGAGAUGAUUCACGUUCGACAAGCACCACUGGAGAACGUCGUGCAACGUGUCAAGAACAUCUUUGGACGUGAGGGUAUUCCAUGUGACAACGAUGGGGCUCGUAGGCUUUGCGAAGCCGCUUGGGGUCUAGAAACUAGGAGGAAACGCAGUUCCAAGACUAGCGGAUCUGCCGAGGGCGAUAUUCGAAGCGUGUUGGUUGCCGCUGAAUGGGUCGCCCACAAGCUUCGGAACGAGAAUCUGUCGUCUCUACGUCUGACUCGGAAUUGGCUGGAACGCCGAGUACUUGGUGCUUCCACGGAAGGUGGGAGCUUUUUCAAGGAGAUGAGCCGUGGAGGUGUUCGAGAGAUUGUCAACCGGGUUUUCGCCGAAAAUGCAGGAUUCACUGACGCCCCGGCUGGAUUAUCCUUCCAGGACAAGUUUGACAGCUCGACGAGUCGUGUCCCGGUAGGUGUGGCAGACUUGCGGAAACGACACGCUCUGAAUCGACUCCGGGAGAUGGUGGAUUCGAGUGGCGAACAUGACCGUUGUGUCACGGACUGCUUCGCUGUCUAUCCUCACCAGCAGUAUCGAGAUGAUAACUUUCUCACCAAACCCACCCAAGCUUAUGACUGGCUCCACUUCCACGACAGUAUCUCGAUGCGAGUGCACUCCUCUCAAGAAUGGGAGCUUGGCCCUUAUUUAAGCCAGUCUACACUCGCCUACACUCGCUUCCACCAUCUUUUUGCCUCUGCUGCCGGGAAGAUUGAGGCCAAUGAUCGUGAAAACGAGGAUGAAAAUGCCGAGGAAGAGCACCCGUUCGCGGGGCCCAAGGCUGAUUUCCUGGUCUUUGAAGCACAGAAGGAGAAUCGCUCCAUCUUGAACGGGUUUCAUGCUGCUCUACCUGCGCCCAUACUGCGUAUGUUCCGGUCGGCGGAGAGUGUGGUGACCGAUCUGGUCCCAUACUUGAUCCGCAUGCUGUCACCGGACAUCAAGCCUGUCAUUGUCCGGGCCGGUGGCGAUCAGAGAAGUACAGCCAGCAUCCGCAGGGAGAGCGAGCGAAUACUUGUCCAGUCUGCCGUCCGGGUGAUGUCCGGAAUGGGGGUCACCUUUGAGAAGGUCCGAGUCGAGCACGAAGGUGGGAGUCACGGUGGAUGGGCAUAUCGAAUGGAGCCGUCCCUCGACUCCCUCGUUGCAUUCUCAAAAAUGACUGGCCCUACUUCGUCAGGCAAUGCGCCUGUUCGUUUUGCAGUCCGCCAAGUCCUCGACCAAGAAUACCGCAAGGAAAUCCUCCGCAAGCAAUCCGAUGCCAAAAACGCCGCCAACGGCCGAUCCCUUCAGGGCCAAUCUGCCACGGAGCCACAGCAGCAAGGCGGCCGCGGUGGUGCUCGCAAAGUGAGCGGAAAUGCCGUCAAGCGAGACUUUUUCGGACGGGAGAUUCAAGAGCCCGUCCGCGAGAUCACGGACAUGGAUCGGGACAAUCCGUCGGAUGAAUCCUCCAAGGCUGGUCGGAAAGUGUGGGUGACGUAUCACGAAGGAUUCUCGAAUGCGGUUCGCAAACCCAUUUCUUUGGGCGAACUGUUGGCGGGAUUGUAA
This is a messenger RNA of Penicillium oxalicum, 3186 nucleotides long. Its product is annotated as putative sister chromatid cohesion factor (Chl12). The record is from RefSeq and is a predicted model, not a curated record. The coding region runs from base 1 to 3186 and encodes 1061 amino acids. Gene Ontology annotation, molecular function: ATP binding; DNA binding; ATP hydrolysis activity. Gene Ontology annotation, cellular component: nucleus. Lineage: Eukaryota; Fungi; Ascomycota; Eurotiomycetes; Eurotiales; Aspergillaceae. The transcript is spliced from 3 exons.